Messenger RNA from Zerene cesonia (dogface butterfly), 1775 nucleotides. RefSeq lists its product as uncharacterized. The transcript is spliced from 4 exons. Gene Ontology annotation, molecular function: transmembrane receptor protein tyrosine kinase activator activity; protein binding. Gene Ontology annotation, biological process: positive regulation of MAPK cascade. The coding region runs from base 249 to 809 and encodes 186 amino acids. Gene Ontology annotation, cellular component: terminal bouton. The record is from RefSeq and is a predicted model, not a curated record. NCBI's taxonomy places the organism in Eukaryota, Metazoa, Arthropoda, Insecta, Lepidoptera, Pieridae.
CCGCCGUGGACAGCGUUCGUACGGACGUCACGCGUAACCUUGCGCCGGAAUAACAAAACGCAUGCUGUUAUAGUGCCUCUCGACACACGAAGCUCGCGUACACAACGUAACACUAACAUAUCCCCUAGGUGAAGAGCAUAGCCGACCAACAGCCGCGCGACCCUUUCACCCUGGUGGUCAAGAUCAAAUAAUGUGGUCGGGCAAGCGCCCGGGGAGUAAGCGCGCAGUGCCGUGCACUUAGUACAGGGAUGCGCAGGGCGCGGGCGGCGGUGAACAUGCGGGUGUGCGUCACCACCGUGAUCGCGGCGCUAGCGCUGCGCUCCGCCGCAGACCCGACACCUCGCCGCUACCCCGCAGAAUGGCGCGCCGGCCGCGAACUACAGAUACGCUCACGCCCCCUACACGAACUCUUCGAAUCGGACGCGACGGCCACGGAACCGCAACGCAACUACCCGCCGCCGCAGUUGCACAAGGAACGGCGACGCACGCGCACCAAUAAGCGUGCGCCGCGGCUACCCGGCGAAUUGGCUAGCCAAAUGAUGCUACGUGCCGCGCGAUCCGGCCGACCUUAUGAUGUUCCUCAAAUAGAGUGUCCGCCGGCCGCGGACGGUAUGGAGCGGUUCGCGUGCCCCACCCCGGACCGCCAGGGUCGGUACAGAUGCAUCGACGACCAUGUGCUCUGCGACGGGUUUAUUGACUGCCCCAGUGGGGAAGAUGAAGAUCGUCAGUCCUGCAUGUUCUAUAAAACGACAAAGGCCCACUUGGACGUACUCGCUGACGCGCUGCUCCGGUGGGCGCGCGGCCGCUAAACAUCCCUCCGAACCCACAUUCUGUACUCAAACAUUCCAUCAGUGAGUCUCAAAUAGACUGAGAUUGUAUUGAUCCUGUUAAGUUAAGCUGCGUACGGCAUUGACAUAUUUGGACGCAACCAGCCGAGUUAAUUAGAGACGUUAUGAAACAUAUCAAGUAGUGGUACAGUCUGCCAGUGACCACUAACGUAUAGUGUAAGGAUUCUCAGUGACCCAUUCGUUAUCUGUGCAAGUGGCGGCAAAUUGUAAACGGAAAUGUUGAUACCUGGUUACGUCAAAAUAAUCUCUCGGCAGCUGUAUUUCCUCAAUGUUUAUCUUCUAGCAAUUAUUAAAACUAAAAUGUGAGACUGGUAGUCGCCAUUGUUAGUCUGUAGAACGUACAUAUAAAUAUUUUAGUUUAAUGUUCUUCAUUUGAAAUAUGAAUGUUAUCUAUUUGUUAUCGUAUUUAUUCAGUAUAGUAUAUUAAUUUUUAUGCAUUCCUUGAAUUGAGGGUUGUAAGUAAAUAAGCGUUCAGUAAUGUACAUAGGAUAUUGACUACUAAUUAUUUAUAUUUAUUUAAAUUUCGGCCUAUAUUUGGCGAACUGCACACGACUAGCAGUUGUUAAGUGCUAUAGUUAUUCCUAUAUAUUGUUUAUAAAGUAUGUAAAUUAAUUUUUCUAUAAGGGCUUACGAAGUUCAAGUGAUCUUUGACACAAACGGUCUUCUUUCUAGGCAGCUAUUAAUGUAUAAAACGAUAAAAAUAAAAGAAAAUGUAAUAUGUUUUGUUUACCUAUAAGCACAAAUUAUUGUAUUACAUUUGAAAUCAUAACUGUCGAUAUUAACUUAGCCUGUUUGCCGAAUAAGUCUGACUGUCUUACUUGUUACUAUAAUUGUUGAUGUUUAAUUUAAAUUUUUUUUUUUUUAAUUAAAUACUUUACCAUUGAAUUAUUUCUUUGUAAUGAGAAAUCUGCGGCAUUAACGAAUAGU